CCCAUCCGCUUGGCCAUUUAUCCAUCCCUCCUCGCCUUUCUUCCCGUGCAGACACUGCUCAAAGCCCGACCCGCCGCCGCCCUCGACUGCUAUUGAACCCACGGCACAGGCCAGCACCCACUCGCUAGCGCAGUCAUGUCUGAGGAUCCGUUCUUUGCUGUCAAGGACGAGGUCGAGAUGGCAAUGGCCAAUGCCACACAGCUCUUCCAGAACUGGAAUCGGUUACAGCUCUCCGUGAGCUCGUCCACGCCCUUUUCGCAGCCAUCGGACGCUUUCCAGCAGCACAGCUCUUCCGACGCCGAGGAGCUGCGAUGGACCACAACCGAGAUCAAGGGCGCCAUCCAGUCGAUCGAGCUGGACCUCAAGGACCUGGAGGACACUGUGAAAAUCGUGCAGGCGAAUCCCGAGCGGUUCAAGCUGGAUCCGCGCGAGGUCGUCCAGCGCAAGGACUUUGUCAAGAAGAUGAAGAAGACGGUCGAGGAGAUGAAGCAGGCUGUCAACAACCCUAGCACCAUCAAGCGCACCGAAACGGCUCAGCGCAACACUCUGCUCGCCUCCAAGCCAUCACCGGGCGAUAAGUCGAGUCCGCAGCUGACGAACCGACAAGGCCCCACCCAGCAGGACUACGAGCGCCGGAACACCCGGUUUAUCGAGAACGAGUCACUCAACCAGCAGCAAAUCAUGAGACACCAGGAUCAGCAGCUGGACGGCAUUUCGUCGACCAUCACGGGCAUGCGGGAGGUUGCCACGGUGAUCGGCAUGGAGCUUGACGAUCAAACAAGACUCAUCGAGGAUGUCGAUGAGCGUGUCGACACGACCUCGGGCAAGCUGAAAGCCGGCAUGAAGCGACUGGAUAACUUUAUCCAGUCCAACUCGAACAAGAAGCAGCAGAUCACCAUAUGCAUACUGGUGAUCAUCUUGAUCAUCGUUUUGGUGUGUGUGAUUUCGCUCUAGUCAGAGGGC
This is a messenger RNA of Polychytrium aggregatum, 963 nucleotides long. Its product is annotated as syntaxin 6, N-terminal-domain-containing protein. The record is from RefSeq and is a predicted model, not a curated record. Gene Ontology annotation, cellular component: endomembrane system; SNARE complex; membrane. Gene Ontology annotation, biological process: Golgi to vacuole transport; vesicle fusion; intracellular protein transport. Lineage: Eukaryota; Fungi; Chytridiomycota; Chytridiomycetes; Polychytriales. The transcript is spliced from 5 exons. Gene Ontology annotation, molecular function: SNARE binding; SNAP receptor activity. Bases 136 to 954 code for a protein of 272 amino acids.